AGUGAAAUGAAACAUUCAUUGAAACGACCCAAAGCAGAGCUUCUCAAAGCCGUCCCCAUCGUUGGUUCUUCUGUUUUUUUGUUUCUUCCUUUUUAACUGUGAAACCCUAACAUUUUCUUUCACACUUCUUGAUGGUUAGUCACAGUGAUAAAAUGCCUGAAGAUGACGUGGUGUACUCUGACAUUAAGUUCACAAAAUCCGAGGAAAAGGCUACAUGUUACCGGCUGCAAGCAGGGUCAAAUGGAGGGUCAAAGGUCACGUGGGAGAGGGCGGCCAUCGCAGUCCUCAGUGCCCUCCUGACUGCUGCUGUCAUCGCUCUCGUCUGUACCUCGUAUAAAAACCUUCAAACCAUGGAAUAUCUCCAACAGCUGACAGCGCUGAACAAAAAUCUCUCAGAGAGACGCUGUGAAGUAAAAACACACAAUACAAUGCAGGAAGUCUUCCCAGGCAGCCCUGUUGUCAAUGCGACUGAGCCAUGUUCCAAAUGUCCACAAGGCUGGGAGCUCUUUGGAGGACGGUGCUACCGUUUCUCCACUCACAUUUCACCCUGGGAAAAGGCCAGAAAUGAAUGCCGAUCGCAAGGAGGAAAUCUGGUUCAGAUAGACAGCAGAAUGGAGCAGUCCUUCCUGAUGCAGAAAGUGAGCGAAAAGAUGAACAACCCUGAGGACAUGUUCUGGAUCGGACUGACAGACUCAGUGGAGGAGGGCAGGUGGUUGUGGGUGGAUGGCUCACCUCUGAACACCAGCUUGACAUUUUGGUACAACACAGAACCAGACAACUGGACAGAUGAAGACCCUGAUGGAGAGGACUGUGCGAGGAUGGGAGAGCAAGGACAACCAGGAUUUCUGAUGUGUUGGUUAGAUAAAUCCUGCAAAGUGCCUCACAGACAUAUUUGUGAGAAACAAGUAGAAACUGGACGGCUGAAGUGCGUCUGAAAUGUACAGUACUGUGCAAAUUUUUAGGUGUGAAUAAAUGCUCGAAAACAAGAAUGCUUUCCAAAAUAGAAAUGUUAAUAGUUUAUUAACUGAAACAGAAACAGCUGUGUAGGAGGCUUAAACAAAUUCUGCUACUACCAAGGUGAGGUUGCAGAACACCACGGCAAGACUGAGCACAGCAACAAGACACAAGCUAGUUAUACUGCAACAGCAAGGUCUUAGAGAUUUCAAAGCAGACUGGGGUUUCAUGUGCUGAACAUGUGCUGUUCAAGCUCUUUUGAAGAAGCACAAAGAAACGGCAACGUUGAAGAUAGUUGACGCAGUCGUCAGCCAAGGAAGCUUGAGACAAUGUAGACAAAGACACAUCGUGCUUACUUCCCGUUGAAAUCCGAAGAUGUCCAGCAGUGCCAUCAGCUCAGAACUGGCAGAAACCGGUGGGACCCAAUUACCCCCAUCUACUGUCCGAAGAAGUCUGGUCAGAAAUGAUCAGCAGCCAAAAAGCUGUACCUCAACGAAACAAAGCCAAGCAAUUCAAAUAUGCACAAAAACAUAGGAACUGGGGUGCAGAAAAAUGGCAGCAGGUGCUCUGGACUGAUGAGUCAAAGUUUGAAAUAUCUGGCUGUAGCAGAAGGCAGUUUGUUCGCAGAAGGGCUGGAGAGCAGUACAAUAAUGAGUGUCUACAGGCAACAGUGAAGCGUUAUGGAGGUUCCUUGCAAGUUUGGGGCUGCAUUUCUGUAAAUAGAGUUGGAGAUUUGGUCAGGAUUAAAGGUGUCCUCAAUGCUGAGAAAUACAGGCAGAUACUUAUCCAUCAUGCAUUAUCAUCAGGGAGGUGUAUGAUUGGCACCAAAUUUAUUCUGCAGCAGGCCAACGACCCCAAACAUACAGCCAACGUCAUUAAGAACCAUCUUCAGCGUAAAGAAGAACAAGAAGUCCUGUAGGUGAUGGUAUGGUCCCCACAGAGCUCUGAUCUCAAUAUCUUCGAGUCUGUCCGAGAUUACAUGAAGAACCAGAAGGAUUUGGGCCAGCCAACAUUCACAGAAGAUCUGUGGUUAGUUCACCAAGAUGUUUGGAACAACCUACCAGCCAAGUUCAUUCAAAAACUGUGUGCAAGUGGACCAAGAAGAACUGAUGCUGUUUGCUGUCAAAUCACCAAAUAUUGGUUUGAUUUAGAUUUCUUUUCUGUUCAUUCAAAUUGCAUUUUGUUCAUUGAUAAAGAUAAACCAUUAACACUUCUAUUUUUCAAAGCAUUCUUACUUUACAGCAUAUUUCCACACCUGCCUAAAACUUUAACACAGUACUGUAGUUUAGCUAAAGUCUCGUUCAACCUGCUAAACAAUCUCAUCUACUAGAUGAGGUGUAGCUGAGUUAUUUUUAUGCACCAGUGACGGGUUGUUGUCUGAUCAGACAGGCAGGCGGACAAAGGUAAUUCAUCUCGUUUCGUUGUUUAUUCCCGGGGGAAGCCGUGGGUUCUGAGGGGAACAGGGUUCAUUUCAUCCUUUUUUUUGUGUUGCUGGUGUUGUUUGUUUAUCGUGUUUAAUUUCAUUAUUAAUUACAAGCAUUAUUCGUUAUUAAUAACGAACAGGGAUGGCUGAUACGGAGCCUCGUAUGAGUGGAUUGAGUGCUCAGUGAUCUAUUGGUGAUGCCUUAGGGCUCGGGUAGGAGGGGCCGCGCUCCGUUUCUCACUCAAUACAGCGAGUGAACGAAAGAGUUGCGUGUUUUUCCUCAUUCUUACGCUACCAUUUCCCUACUGAAGGUAAGAACUGUACACUAAGCACUCUAAACUUCAUAAAAUAUGCUAGUAAUAGUUUGCUCCGUGCCAGCGCGACGUUAGCAGGAAGGGAUACUAGUUUGUGCUGUUUUAUCGUUGAAAGAGUUUUCUGUAGACCGAGAUAGUGUGCACAUGGCGGUGCGGCCAUAUUGUAUUACCAACUUUGUCGGUCAUGUAAUAAACUGGAAUGUGUUCAUAGUAAAUGGGUUGUAUGUAUGUCAUAACUCAAUACAGCGAGUGAACGAAAGAGCUGCGUGUUUUUCCUCACUCUUACACUACCAUUUCCCUAUUGAAGGGCACAACAUUUGGAGGCACCGCUGGGAUGUUUGAUUUGAGGACCACCCCCGAGCUAUAGUGGAAACCUCUCGUCGAUUAUCCCCCAAUACUACCCAGGCAUCGGAGAAGCGAGUUCAGCGAGGAGAUCAAAGCAGGUGGUCUACAGACAAAUUGGCAGCCUUCGUCCUGAAGUGAGCAAAUAUGACCACUAGGGAGCACCAAAGGACCAAUAAAGUCAACUAAACCCCUGUUUUACUGCUUAUGCUCGAUUCUCCGAUAAAAUGGAGUCUGAAUUUGAGAACCUGCAACUGGAAAUCAAAGGUGCACUGUACAAACUGACUGUAGAACAACUGAUUAAAGUAUACAACGCACUAAAGAUAUCGGGACCGGGAGAAGAACAAGUGACUGGCAAAACACGCAGCCAGUUGAUUGCACAUGUAAUAAUGUAUCUCCAACGGGAAGAACUGGCUGACUUAGAGGAUGAGGGUAUGUCAGACCUCCUUAAUGUACAGGACAUUAUAGAUAAAGUCCAAACGACAACCAACCAGAAUGAAGGGGAAACCCUGACCCAAACUGAUGACCAACAAAACUUACGAAAAGAGGUAGAGGCACUGAGAUUGUCAUUACAAGUUAAAGAGAAUGCCUUGUAUGGACUUGUGAGCACAAGUACAAAC
Molecule: messenger RNA, 3653 nt
Organism: Scatophagus argus
Lineage: Eukaryota; Metazoa; Chordata; Actinopteri; Scatophagidae
Gene: illr4
Product: immune-related, lectin-like receptor 4
Exons: 7
Coding region: 132-935 (267 amino acids)
Source: RefSeq, a predicted model, not a curated record